Laetiporus sulphureus 93-53 is the source of this 914-nucleotide messenger RNA. RefSeq lists its product as uncharacterized. Bases 236 to 703 code for a protein of 155 amino acids. The transcript is spliced from 5 exons. The record is from RefSeq and is a predicted model, not a curated record. NCBI's taxonomy places the organism in Eukaryota, Fungi, Basidiomycota, Agaricomycetes, Polyporales, Laetiporaceae.
AGCCGCCGCUACCGUACAAACGCGGUCGAGGACUUCCUAUCAAUGUCGCUACCAAGAAUCUUGAGGACAAGGUGGCUGCCGCUGGACCCUGGUAUAAUCAACUAUCCUGCGGAUGGCCAGAAGGGCAUAUCUUAAUCUCCAGCUUCGAACAUUAUAUCAGCACUGAUGACUCUGAAUUGACAGGGGGACAUGUAUCGGACUCUCUGUAGGAACAACAGGAAGGGGCUGUGCCCCAAUGGGAGCCGCUGUCCGAAUGAUAAUUCUAUUAUCAAGACGAUGCGCAGGCAGCGCAUCGCGGGUCGUUGCGAAAGUUAAAGUUCAUCAAGACAACACAGGCCCUUUCAGCGCUCCCGCGAUGUUACUCGUCCCCUUAUUUUCUGCGGACUGGAGCCUGGACAGGGCAUUGCGGAAGAUUGAGUCGAAGAUUGCGAGGCAUGAUUCCUGCGCUUUGAGAACCAUCCCUGGUCGAGUUUCCAGCGAAAGUCCGCCGCCAUGUUCUGCAGUUCAAGCGCCAGCUCCAGCUGAUGAAUAUUAUGGAACAUCGAAUGGCAUUCAUGCCAUGUACGCGAGGCUGGACGUAGCGGAGCCUAAUCACUGCGCACCAGUCAAAUGUCAUAUGCUACAGAACGAACGAUGUUCGAUGGAGCCGAGGCACGCGAAUAAGCUCCAUAGAAUUGACUCCGUUGGAAGUGGCCGACUAUAAGGGCUAUGCCCGUGGCCUUAGCGAACACGAUGUAAACCAAGUCAAGCCGUGUAUUAGCGAGUGAGAAUAGAGUAUCUACGCGUAGGUUUUUCUGUCGCCCUCGGCUAAUUCCGAUCGGCUGCCAGUUCUUGGUGGCGCUCCUCGGUGGCUAACUCCAUUUGGCCUGCCAUACCCUUACACCAACCGACGGCACGCUCAAUGCGUCGGGAGG